AGUGCCAACAGUAUGCCUAAACAAGUUGAGGUGAGGAUGCACGAGAGUCACCUGGAGCCCAUUGAGGCCAGGCCUCAGUCCAAAUGUGCCCAAAUCUGCUCCAAGCUGUUCAAGAACCUUCUGCUCACGCUCACCAUCCUCGGUGUGAUCUUGGGAGCUGUAUCAGGGAUGCUGCUUCGUGUCGCCUCCCCGAUCCACCCAGAUAUCGUCAUGGUGAUUGCUUUUCCCGGUGACAUCCUGAUGAGGAUGCUAAAGAUGUUGAUCCUGCCACUCAUCAUCUCCAGUUUAAUCACAGGUCUGGCUGGCUUGGAUGCCAAAUCCAGCGGUCGCCUUGGAACCAGAGCUAUGGUCUACUACAUGUCCACCACUAUUAUUGCUGCUGUCCUGGGAGUCAUCCUGGUGUUAGUCAUCCACCCUGGCAACCCCAAACUGAAGGAGAAUCUGGGCCAGGGCGAGAAAAACGAUGAGGUGUCCAGUUUGGAUGCCUUCUUCGAUCUGAUCAGGAACCUCUUCCCAGAGAACCUGGUGCAGGCUUGUUUCCAACAGAUCCAGACCGUCACGAAGAAGGUGGAGGUGAUUAUCGAGGAGGAUGUCAAUACAACGGCUGUAGAAGGCUUGUUGGCUAACAUUACCAAGGAGCCUCAGUUCAUCGUCACAAAGUCCCUUCAGUUCAAAAGUGGCAUGAAUGUUCUCGGUAUGAUUGGCUUCUUUAUUGCAUUUGGCAUCUGCAUGGGCAAGAUGGGCGAGAAGGCCAGACUCAUGCUUGAAUUCUUCAACAUCCUCAAUGAGAUUGUGAUGAAACUUGUCAUCUGUAUCAUGUGGUACUCUCCCUUUGGUAUUGCCUGUCUUAUUUGUGGUAAGAUCAUCUCCAUCAAGGACCUGGAGGUGGUGGGCAGGCAGCUGGGCAUGUACAUGGUGACUGUGAUUGUUGGCCUCAUAAUCCACGGAGCAAUCUUCCUGCCCAGCAUCUACUUUGUUAUUGUCAGGAAAAACCCCUUCACCUUCUUCCUGGGGAUCUUCCAGGCCUGGAUCACUGCCCUGGGGACAGCCUCCAGUGCUGGUACACUGCCUGUCACCUUCCGUUGUCUGGAGGAGAACUUAGGUAUUGACAAAAGAGUCACUCGUUUUGUCCUCCCAGUCGGUGCCACCAUCAACAUGGACGGAACUGCUCUGUAUGAGGCGGUUGCAGCCAUCUUCAUUGCCCAAAUGAACGGCAUCCACCUUGACCCUGGUCAGAUUAUCACCGUCAGUCUUACAGCCACCCUGGCCAGUGUUGGAGCUGCCAGUAUUCCAAGUGCUGGCCUGGUGACUAUGCUCUUGAUCCUGACCGCUGUAGGCCUACCAACCCAAGACAUCAGUCUGCUGGUUGCUGUUGACUGGCUGCUCGAUCGAUUCAGGACCUCAGUGAACGUGGUGGGUGACUCCUACGGUGCAGGCAUCGUGUACCACUUGUCCAAGGCUGAGCUUGAGGAGCUGGACGCGCACGCGGCCAAAUCCGACGACAUUGAAAUGAUGUCGAAGACCCAGUCUUAUUACGAUGACAUGAAGAACCACCACGAAAACAAUUCCAACCAGUGCGUCUUAACCACUACCGCUACCGCAACCUCUAGUGCCACUGCUAACAAUUCUGUCGUAGUAGAUGAAUGCAAGGUAACCUCAGCCACUAACGGCUCUGCUGCGGAGUGCACGCUUGUUGAGGAGGGACCAUGGAAACAUGAAUAA
Molecule: messenger RNA, 1722 nt
Organism: Anoplopoma fimbria (sablefish)
Lineage: Eukaryota; Metazoa; Chordata; Actinopteri; Perciformes; Anoplopomatidae
Gene: slc1a2b
Product: solute carrier family 1 member 2b
Exons: 10
Coding region: 13-1722 (569 amino acids)
Biological process (GO): L-glutamate transmembrane transport
Cellular component (GO): plasma membrane
Molecular function (GO): L-glutamate transmembrane transporter activity; glutamate:sodium symporter activity; neutral L-amino acid transmembrane transporter activity
Source: RefSeq, a predicted model, not a curated record